AUGUAUGCUGGCAAUGCCAUUGCCACUGUAAAAAGCAGCGAUACUGUGAGACUUUUGACAUUCCGGCAAACCGCAUUUGAGGCUGCUGCUGAAUCCUCAAGCGCAGCACCAACAGAGACGUUGGGUGCAGCAACCUAUGCUGGAGCAGGCAUUCAGUGGUUGAAGGACUCUGAGGCUACCAGCGACAAGCCGCAGCUGAGUAGCGCCAGCCGCGUGGUUGCAGGAGGGCGUGGUCUCAAGAAUGGUGAAAACUUUGAGAAGGUCUUGGAGCCGCUUUGUGACAAGCUGAAGGCUGCACUGGGAGCUUCACGGGCAGCGGUGGACGCUGGCUUUGUCCCCAAUGAGCUGCAGGUGGGCCAGACAGGAAAGGUUGUGGCCCCGCAGCUUUACAUUGCCGUGGGCAUCAGCGGUGCCAUCCAGCACCUAGCAGGAAUGAAGGAUUCCAAGACCAUUGUUGCCAUCAACAAGGAUGCGGAUGCACCGAUUUUUCAGGUUGCAGACUAUGGUCUUGUUGCCGACCUCUUUGAGAGCGUUCCCGAGCUGACCAGCAAGGAGGGCUACGAUGAUAAGGCUCGUCCCAUGGUGGACUUGUUGCUGGUGGUUGAUGACGAGGUUGGGGCUGUGGAUGUAAGCAAGUGUGUGUGUGUGUGUGAGUAUGUAUCAUAUAUUAUAUAUUCAAGAAUCAACAAGGUACUUGCAGAAAUGGCUUGA
Messenger RNA from Durusdinium trenchii, 711 nucleotides. The record is from the annotation of a GenBank genome assembly. Lineage: Eukaryota; Dinophyceae; Suessiales; Symbiodiniaceae.